GAGUGCGGGAGGCUCGACGCGACCGCGAUGCGAUACGACGUCACGGUGUCCGACGGCAGGCACAUCAAGGUCAAGCCGGCCAACGCCGAGUUCUACGCCAAGUUCAAUACAAGCCAGGUCGCCGGCGACCGGGAGCAGAUGGACUGGAUGAGGGACUGCAACUCCCUCACGGACAGGGUCUGGGUGAUCGAGGAGUGCGAGUAUCCGGUGCCGCUGCUACUUCCCGCGUCCGCGCUGCAG
This is a messenger RNA of Prorocentrum cordatum, 240 nucleotides long. NCBI's taxonomy places the organism in Eukaryota, Dinophyceae, Prorocentrales, Prorocentraceae. The record is from the annotation of a GenBank genome assembly.